CGCCUGAGCUCUGCCUCCUCAAAAUUUCUAUGUUUUUUGAAAGCAAAAUAAACAAACACCCUUUUCAACUCCUCGCUCUCUCUGCACCACUCUCUUGGGAAGCGUACCUGCAGUACCCCAUUGGCCUCCAUUUCUCUCCCCUCUCUCUCUCUCUCUCUCUCUCUGUAGCCCAUGAAUCCCAAAACCCACAUCCCCAUUUUCUUCAUCGCCCUCAUUUUGACCCUAAACUCCAUUAAUGGCACCUUCACGCCUCAAGACAACUUCUUGCUCAACUGUGGAGGAAACUCCGCUCUCAAGCUUGAAGAUGGCAGGAUUUUUCAACCAGACAAAAACCCAGGUUCAUCUUCUUUUUUUCUUCUGACUCCAGCUUCACACAAUGUAGUCUAUAGUGAUACAAAGCCUUUGGAUCUCUAUGGAAGUGCUAGGGUAUUUACUCAAGCUACAGAUUACAGUUUCAAAAUCCAACAAAAGGGUAGGCAUUUCUUAAGGCUUCACUUCUACCCAGUUAGUAGUCCAAUCUAUAACCUCAAGGAUGCAACUUUUACGGUGGGCGCAAAUGGGUUCACGUUUCUUUAUGAUUUCUCCUAUUCAAAAUUGGGUCUUGACCAAUCUGUUGUGUUGAAGGAGUAUAUUGUGGAUUUGGGUUUGGAUUCAAAGCCAUUGGUUGUGAAUUUGGUUCCUUCUAGUGGUUCAAUUGCGUUUGUAAAUGGAAUAGAGGUGAUUUCUUUGCCUGAUCGAGUAUUUCCGGCGACGGGCUCUUCGAUUUCUGAAAAUGAACCAGUUGAGAUCUCUGGUAAUAUUGCUUUUGAGACCCUUCAUAGAAUUAACAUGGGAGGUCCAUAUGUAAGUUCUAAAAAUGAUGGCUUGUGGAGAGAUUGGAAGCCUGAUGGGAAAUUCUUGAUUAAUUCGGCUUCGGCGAUUGCUAUUUCAACUGAUCCUGAUUCAAUAAAGUACUCGUCUAGGGUUUCUGUAGAUACUGCACCAAAUUUGGUUUACGCAACUGCGCAAGAAAUGGCUGAUGCAAAUGUCGGAAACCAGAGGUUUAACAUAUCUUGGGUGUUUGAUGUGGAUUCAGGGUUCAGAUAUUUGAUUAGACUGCAUUUUUGCGACAUUUUGAGCCACAAUGUAGGAAACUUGCUCUUUAAUGUGUACAUCAAUAACCAAUCUGCUCUUAGUUCUUUCGAUAUCUCACACAAGGCUAAUGGGUUAUCAACUGCUUGUUUUGUGGAUUUCAUAGUGGAAGUUCAGAUAGAGAAGAUUCUGAUUCAGAUAGGUCCUCCUCAGAUAACAAGCUCCCUACCUAAUGCAAUCCUUAACGGUCUAGAGAUUUUGAAGUUUAGCAAUUCGAAAGGUAGUCUUGAUCGAUCUCAAGGGGAAAAUCCUAUUGGUGUCAAGGUGAAGAAGGAUAAGAAUAAAAAUAAUUUGUUGGCGAUUGUCAUUGUGUCUUUUUUGGGAGGAGCAAUUCUCCUGGCGAUCUUGAUUGCGGCUUUUGUACUGUAUUUUCGCCAUAGGAAGAAGACCCGAGAUGAAAGUGGAGGUUCAACAUGGUUACCAUCACCAAUGGCUGUUCAUACUCACACUGGCAACUCUGAAACUAAGAUAUCUCUUGGUAGCUUUGCUUCAUCAGGACCUUCUCUCUCUUUUAGUAGACUAUUGGCGUUCAUGGAGAUAAAAGAGGCAACAAAGAAUUUUGAUGAGAGCUUGGUUUUAGGUGUGGGUGGCUUCGGUAAAGUCUACAAAGGAGUACUCGAGAAUGGCCUCGUUGUGGCAGUUAAACGAGGAAACCCUGGAUCCCAGCAAGGACUAAUUGAGUUCAGGACGGAGAUUGAGAUGCUAUCAAAGCUUCGACACAGACACCUUGUUUCUCUUAUAGGCUUCUGUCACGAACCUAAUGAGAUGGUUCUCGUCUAUGAUUUCAUGGCUGGGGGUCCUCUCCGUAGACAUUUGUAUGGCUCGAAUCUCCCUUGUCUAUCAUGGAAACAAAGGCUCGAGAUCUGUAUUGGAGCUGCAAAGGGUCUUCAUUACCUUCACACUGGCGCUGAAGAGACAAUCAUCCAUCGAGAUGUUAAGACCACCAACAUUCUUCUCGAUGAGAAUCUAACUGCCAAAGUUUCUGAUUUCGGUUUGUCUAAGUUGGGUCCUACUGUAGAUCAGACCCACGUAAGUACCGCAGUUAAGGGAAGCUUCGGUUAUCUUGAUCCUGAAUACUUCAGAAGGCAGCAAUUGACAGAGAAAUCAGACGUGUACUCUUUUGGAGUUGUUCUAUUGGAGGUUUUGUGUGCCAGGCCAGCAAUCAAUCCAUCACUCCCAAGAGAACAGAUCAAUAUAGUGGAAUGGGCUAUGAGUUGGCAGAAAAAAGGUCAAUUGGAGCGAGCAAUUGAUCCCCAUCUUGUUGGCACAGUGAGUCUAAAUUCUUUGAGGAAGUUUGGCGAGGCUGCAGAGAAAUGCUUAGCUGAUUAUGGUGCAGAGAGGCCAACAAUGGGAGAUGUAUUGUGGAACUUGGAGUAUGCUCUUCAGCUUCAGGAGUCUUUUAUGAAGAAUGUUGGAGAUGAGAGUAGUAUGAAUGAGAUUAAGGAUAUUCCUGAUUGGAUUCAAGAAAUUGGGGACUCAAAUCAUGAUAGUUUUAGCGUUGUCAGCAGCGGAACGGAUGUGCCCACAAGUAGGGUGUUCUCACAGUUGAUGGAUCCAAGAGGAAGAUAGAAGUCAAUGAGGGUAAAUUUGAUUCUUUUUGUUUUUUUAUGGAAAGAUCUUUAUUCUUAAUUUCUUAUGAGUAGUCCCAUUGCCUUGAUGUAUAUUUUUGCUAAAACUGUCUGCUGCUUUUUAUACAUUUUAAUUUAUUAAAUGUUUAUGCAGCUGGGAUCAUACAUCCAUUAUGAUAUGGUAUUGCAAUGUUAUUUUGUGAUGAUCAUACAUAACCUUGUUCAUGCAAUUCUCGAAUUACAUA
Messenger RNA from Asparagus officinalis (garden asparagus), 2944 nucleotides. RefSeq names its product receptor-like protein kinase THESEUS 1. Gene Ontology annotation, biological process: protein autophosphorylation. The coding region runs from base 172 to 2700 and encodes 842 amino acids. Gene Ontology annotation, molecular function: ATP binding; transmembrane receptor protein tyrosine kinase activity. The transcript has a single exon. Gene Ontology annotation, cellular component: plasma membrane; plasmodesma. Lineage: Eukaryota; Viridiplantae; Streptophyta; Magnoliopsida; Asparagales; Asparagaceae. The record is from RefSeq and is a predicted model, not a curated record.